Messenger RNA from Aspergillus niger, 2292 nucleotides. RefSeq lists its product as uncharacterized. The record is from RefSeq and is a predicted model, not a curated record. The transcript has a single exon. Bases 1 to 2292 code for a protein of 763 amino acids. NCBI's taxonomy places the organism in Eukaryota, Fungi, Ascomycota, Eurotiomycetes, Eurotiales, Aspergillaceae.
AUGAGCGUCAAAUCGAAAUCAAUACUUAUCGAUAAAGAUAUCAGCCAGAUGAACAGCAGCCCGCCAGACUACAAAGCGCUCUUUUUGAGGGCUGAGGAGGGAAAGAGACAGGCUGAGGAAGAAAAGAAACGGGCGGAGGAGGAACGCCAGCAGGAAGCAGAGUUCAGGAAACAAGCAGAGGAACGCCAACGGCUAGCAGAGCAGGAAAGGGACCAGGGAAGAGAACAAACACGACUAACAACCUUUACUGAGCUUAUUCGUUUCGGUCACGUCUACUUUUCUCGAUCUCUGCGAGCUGAAAGUCCGUCUCGUUCUACAACAGGGAAGAUACCAGCGCCUACUGGGAAACGUUGUCCGCUGCAGCUUCUGCAUUGGACUAACUGCGUAGCCGAGCAGCAAAAAGUCUACCGCUCUAUUUGCACUUAUUUGGCACCAUCAGAAAAGUCUGCCGCACGUUUAUUUUCACCGCGUCUCGAGCUGGAACGUUUAGGUAGACGACUUGGCAAAAGGGCAAUAAGCAGUGAACAAGAUUUGGAGAGUUAUGAGCGAUUUGCUGUGGAGGACUAUGUUCAUGAUGUUAUCGAAGAGCUCUGCAAGAUACCUGCUGCUCGAGAGGAAUUUUAUUUGGGCGAUGGGAUACGUUUUGACAACCACGCUAAUGCCCUCGAUGCGGCUGACACUGACCAGUCCCAAACGGAUAAACCACCAAGUUCCGGACGUUCUCGACCAGACCAGUAUUGCAUCCACCGCGUCGAUGGCGAUAAAAGUACAAUUAUUAUGACCGCCGAGUAUAAGCCGCCCCAUAAGCUAUCUGUUGAGAAUCUCCGAGCGGGUUUGCGACCAAUGCAGUUCUGGAAUGAGAUAGUCAGACCAGACUCCGUUCCCACGGAGGGGCCCGAGAAACUGAGAUAUAAUGCGGCCUGGCUAACCGGCUCGGCUGUGGCUCAGGAGUAUCAUGUCAUGCUCCAGGAAGGGCUCGAGUACUCAUAUCUGACUAAUGGAUUCGCAAUUGUUUUGCUACGGGUCCCUUAUGAUGAUCCGGGCACCUUAUACUACCAUCUCUGUGAACCCAACAUGGAAGUUACCGCGGAUGAUGAACUGAGUUCUCUACAACAGCCGCUAACAGCUGUUGCUCGGGUAUUGUGCUUAUGCCUCAUGAGUUUCCGCUCACAAUAUCGUGACCAGGAGUGGCGGAAUGCUACAAAGAAGUUGCCAGAAUGGAAGACAAGUUUCGAUCAUACACGUUCCCAGAUUCCGGGAUCGGAAUUGCAACAAAACCCGCCUGACUCAGAAUACACAGCAUCGCAGUAUACGAGUUCCGAACCUACUACAUCGGAAUAUAUACCGUCGUCGUCUCCUGCUCCACCCCCUGCUGACACCCGCCGAAUACCCACCCGGUCUCGAGUUAGCUGCGCGUCGCCGCAUCUGACUCCACGUGAUGAUUCUGAUUCUGACGCAGAUCAAGCUCCAGGAGGAAGAAAGCGUGGUUUUAGUCAGGUUCCAUCAUCUCCUUCGUCUCCAUCUGCUCAACGACAAACACGUCCGGCGGGAUCUCGAUAUAUCCAAAGCAGUGGACAAGGUCAGCAGCAUACCGCACAGUUUUGCACCCAGAAAUGUCUACGUAGCCUGCAACGUGGUGGUCAGCUGGAUGAUAACUGCCCAAACGUCAUGCUCCACCGACAGGGAGGGAACAGCAGCCAACACCCUAUCAAUGCUAAAAUGCUGAUCAAGCAACUCAAGCAGCAACUCGAUGGAAACAUCGACCGAGACUGCACACCUCUGGGGGGUUGUGGCGCAUCGGGAGUCCCAUUCAAAGUCACCUGUACAGCGUAUGGAUAUACUAUGGUCGGUAAAGGAACGACUUCCCGACGGUGGGAGGAAGUCAAACGUGAGGAAGUCGUAUACCGUGUACUCAACCAAGUACAGGCGUCUGCUGUUCCUGUUUUCCUGGGGUCAAUCGACUUGGCUAAAUCCUACUUCGUACAUGGAGCUGGCGAGAUCUGCCACAUGCUCAUCAUGGCCUGGGGGGGUGAUCCUAUACCUGAGAUUGAGCGUGAUAAGAGGAUACGUGAGAUUGCGAGAUCUGAGAAGGAGAUUCUUUCCCUGGGAGUCCUGCACCGGGACCUCCGGCUAGCCAAUAUUCUAUGGAACGCUGAGCUGGGACGGGCCCUGAUCAUUGACUUUCACUACGCGGAACUAAAUUACCAACCGAUGAAAAGGCGGACAGAGUCACGUGGGAAGCAUCCUUAUAGAGGAGAAUUGCAUAGGCGAAAACGACUUUGUAUUGUCUAA